This is a messenger RNA of Sphaerodactylus townsendi, 4585 nucleotides long. It is a transcript of the gene TDG, whose product is annotated as thymine DNA glycosylase. The transcript is spliced from 10 exons. Bases 112 to 1308 code for a protein of 398 amino acids. Gene Ontology annotation, molecular function: mismatch base pair DNA N-glycosylase activity. Gene Ontology annotation, cellular component: nucleus. NCBI's taxonomy places the organism in Eukaryota, Metazoa, Chordata, Lepidosauria, Squamata, Sphaerodactylidae. The record is from RefSeq and is a predicted model, not a curated record. Gene Ontology annotation, biological process: base-excision repair, AP site formation.
GGGGAGGGGGGAGAGCGAAGGAGGGGGCAAGGAGGGGAGUCGGGGGCGGUGCGUCGAGUCCGUUAGUUCCUCCCCUACUCGGUGCCAGGAGCGAGGCACCGGCGCUCGGGAAUGGAGGCCGACGGCACCGGAAGAUAUUACACUCCUCUUCAGCCAGCAUUUUUUCCUUAUCCUUUCUAUGAAAUGAUGGCUGCAUCUCCAAACAUGGAGAUGAUGAAUGAACAAGAAGCUCUUCAGGAAGUUUUGGAACCAAACUGCAUUCAGGAACCUGUUCAAGCUACUACAAAAGGAAGAAAAAGAAAAACUAAAUCAACGGAACCCAAAAAACCUCCUGCUAAAGCUGCCAAGUCAAAAGGCAAGCAAGAGAAAAUCACAGACACUUUUAAAGUCAAAAGGAAAGUGGAUCGUUUUAAUGGUGUAACUGAAGCUGAAUUGUUGACCAAAACAUUGCCUGAUAUACUGACUUUCAAUCUGGACAUUGUAAUUAUUGGUAUAAAUCCAGGCUUAAUGGCAGCCUACAAAGGGCAUCAUUACCCAGGACCUGGAAACCACUUUUGGAAGUGUCUGUUUUUGUCUGGACUUAGUGACCAGCAGUUGAACCAUAUGGAUGAUCAUACCUUGCCACACAAAUAUAAUAUUGGAUUUACAAAUAUGGUGGAAAGGACUACACCAGGAAGCAAGGACCUUUCCAGCAAAGAGUUUCGGGAAGGAGGACGAAUUCUGGUGCAGAAAUUACAGAAGUAUCAACCUAAAAUAGCAGUUUUUAAUGGAAAAUGUAUUUAUGACAUUUUUAGUAAAGAGGUUUUUGGAGUGAAGGUGAAAAAACUGGAAUUCGGACUGCAGCCUCAUAAAGUUCCGGACACAGAAACUCUUUGCUACGUUAUGCCAUCCUCCAGUGCAAGAUGUGCUCAGUUUCCUCGGGCGCAGGACAAAGUUCAUUAUUAUAUAAAGCUGAAAGAGCUAAGGGAUCAGCUGAAAGGCAUUACACCAAACGCAGAGAUCCAAGAAGUGCAGUACACUUUUGACUUGCAGCUUGCACAAGAGGAUGCUAAGAAAAUGGCCGUCAAAGAAGAAAAAUAUGAUCCAGGUUAUGAAGCAGCUUAUGGAGGAGCUUACAGUGAGAAAACAGCCAAUGAGAGUGAACCAUGUAACUUUUCUUCAAAUGGAGCAGCAUCCAAUGCAGAAUGUAGCAGUGGAUCUUCCUUUGGAGAUGUCCCCAAUGGACAGUGGAUGACGCAAUCCUUUACAGACGCGAUUCCUGAGUUUAACAACCAUAGGCCACAAGAGGAACAAGAAAACAAUGCUUAAAGUCUGCCUUUUCAGUCAUACCUGAAAUUUUUUUAUGUACACAGUCAACAAGAAUGGUGCCUCAGUUCCCCAACUGGAGCAUUUAAUAGCAUUUUACCCUCUUAGUUUUCUAACAGUAGUUCAAGCCAAUUGUAGUUAGACCAGUGAAUUAGGUCAUUUUAAGAAUAUGUCCAUGGUUUUUAAGAGAAAGAAACUUCCUUUUUAAAGAGGCUUUUUGUAUUUAAAUAAUUCCAUAAUUUUAACAGGUCUUCACAGAUGAGUAGUCAACUUAUUUCUUGCUUUAAAUCUGUUUGGUUUUUUUUGUAAUGUAGAGGUCUGUGCACACGUUUGUAGCUUUGUCCCCUCAAGUGCUGGAAUAUUUCGUAGGAGGCAGAAAGUCCGUUAUAAAUAUAACGUGGUUACUGGACUGGACUAUAGCAAGCUAUUAAUGUCCAGCAAAGCUGUUACACAGUCGUAGCUGAAUAGCCUAUCCCUGACUUCUCUACAAAAGUGAUAUAAUUCCUCUUGUAGGAACUGUAACUUUGUUGCUUUCUAAGAAAAGAGCUGCAAAGCUUACCUUGGUCCUGGUUCAUGCGUGUCUGCAUGUUAUGAUUAGUGGCAGCUGAUUGUGUAAUUAACUCCACUGAAAACCUAGAGUUGAGCCGGCUGUUCUCCAGGUACACUCUCAGUUGAAAAAGUUUUUCGCUUUUUCACGUUUUCACCCUAUUGCUUUCUUCCUAUUUUAUUCUUUCUCAAGUGGCCCUAGACAGUUGGGAAUCAAGUGCUGAAUGUGAUAAAGCAGUGCCAGUCAGAUCUGACCAUUUGCUAACAUCAACUAAGGGUGUGAAGAAAAUUUAUAAGGAAGAUGUUUUCUGUUCAGAUCACAAGGAACGAGUCAUCUGCUAGGAAUGAAGGGCUUUAAAAAUGAGGACUUGAAGUACUUUUGCAAUGAUCUCUGAAGGUGUGGGGGGCCCUUUUAGUUUUGACAAAGUACUCCUCCCCCCCCUUUAAGACUAUAAAAAGCUUAUAAGGAAAGUGUUGUCUGCAGUGGACCUUUCGUAAAUGCAAGUCACUUGUCACUGCAUGAGAAGCAUGUAUGUAUGCAUGAACUCUUAAACCUUUUGCAUCCAUGAGACGGGGGAGAGUAUUUGUGCUUCUGAAUGCCUGUUUUCAUUUCCACCCUCUCAUGGAAGAGAACCUACAGCAACUGUAUUCUGUUCAUUCCCCUCUAAAUGCUCAGCUAUUAGGAGAGCAGCCUCUCUUCUCGAAUGGAAGGAUUCCGUGCUCCUGAAAAUGUGUGGGUUGAAUCCAGGACCACCUUGAAAGGAAACAAGCUGUUUCUUUGUGCAGGUUUCAAAAUAAGAGCACUGUUUCCUUUCUAGUAUUCCACUCAACAAAAGAUUGAUGAAGGGCCAUUCAAACCUUAGGCAGCUACAAAGAAGAACAUGAGAAAUGGGCAUUACUUACCCAUUAAUAAAACUUUUCCUAAAUACUUGAGACGCAAUCCACUAGACGGGCAGGCCCAAAACUGGGACGUAAAGAGUUACAUUAAGACUCAAAGCUCUCUUUUCUUUUUCAUAUGUGCAGGUAUCUGCAACAGGACAUCGAGAUAGAUUAAUAUUUAUGUAUGUCUCUCAUAUUCCCAUCCAACACUCUCUUUCUAUGACUUGAAAUGUGUUAGAAGAAAGACUUGAUAGAGACAAGGGAGGUGCAUUCCUUCAAACGUCCUAGUAAAUUGUCUAGGUGUGGCAGAUGAAAAUCCUCCACCGGCAGGUGCUCUGUCUUCAUGAAACGUGAAUCUUGCCCUCUGUCUUUCCUGAAAUUUUCAGUGUAUUUGUUGUUCACUAUUUUGCUUCUUUGUCCACUUUUCUUUUUUUCUUUGUCAUAGUAGGGAAGAGAUGACUUGAAGUAAAAGCAAUAAGAGGAUCAAAUGGUAGUUUUGAUAAUCUUAUAAUUAGGUGCUUUGGAUACUUGAAUUAUGCACAGGAAAUUGUCUCUCCAUCAUGUGUACAUAGGGAUUGGGAUUGUUUAACUGCACCGUAAACUGCUGGAUUUUUCUUUUUGUGUGUAUUAGUGUUUAGCAAUGAUGAAUUGAGUGGAUUAAAUGAAAGUGAAUCCAUAUAGUUUGCUAGCAGCUUAAACAUGUUCAAAAUGUGUUCCGAUCUGCUGUUUAAGAGAUAAGCAUGUUUAUGGUCCCUCUAUGUAAUCGUGUAAUCAAGUUGGAUUCAAAGUACUAUUAGCAGUUGGCAGAGAAUCAUUCAGCAGUCUUGUGCCUACAGAUAUGAGCACACUGCUUUGGUGCAGCCAGUAUGGUUGAGAUGGGUUCAGGGGAAGCUGCCAACUCGUAUGGGCAAGUCUUGCUUACUUUCCCAUAGGUAGUCAUCUGCUCACUACCCAGUCAGAAUUGGGGGGCUGUUGUGCUAGACCUGGAAGAAGGGGCUACAGCAGUAAAAAGAACUGAAAAUGCUGUGCUUGUGUUUUCUGUAUCUUCUUGCCAGCUUUUUGCUCGUGUACUGAGACUGGGAACUAGGCGGUCAGCACAGCCUUGCCAGACCAGCCAGCUAGACAGACAGGGCUUUCAUAGGAGGUUUCGUCUCAGUGGAGGGCCAUUGGAUUUGGGAUAGCUGCUGCUGCCUUUUCCUCUAGUACUGGGCAAACUGGACAGCUGCCCACAUUUUGCUAGUGGAAGAACUGCACUGCCUUUGAUGAUAAUACCCAUCCAUUAAUGGAGAUAUGCUCUUCAACUUACGGAAAGGAUGUCUUUGGAUCCAACCCCUUGUUUUAAAUUAAAAUUGAGAUGUAUAUUCUGGUUCUAAUCAUGUUAGUUAUUCUGUAUGAGAAUUGUUCAUUGUACAGUCAGCAAUCUACAAAAAUUAUUCACUUAUUUUAUAUGUAUCAUUGUUUACAAGGACUCUUUCUUGCAAGUGCUUGAAGUGCCUUGCGUCAGGGAUCUGGAACAAUUUUAUAUUUAACAAAACUGUUAAGCAUUGCUGAUCGCUCAGUAGUGACUAUCAUGAAAAUGAAAGGAAAUGUCUUGUUUUGGAAGAGUCAUCUAUGACUUGAAAAUAAUUACAAAGUGACAGGUUAAAUGUGAAUGUGCACACAUUCUCAAACAUGGUGCUUUAAACAGAGUUUAAACACUUCUUAUCUGCCAAUUCCUUGCAAAAAUUAAAUGUGUUAUGAUAUCUUCUGGUGCUUAAUUGUGACAUUUUUAAGAAGUCUUAAUGCUGAAUUGCUUUGUGUUGAAAAGAAGCAGGUAUAAAUUAAUUGAAAUAAAAGAACUGAUGUUUAAUUUUAA